Messenger RNA from Rhipicephalus sanguineus (brown dog tick), 1712 nucleotides. RefSeq names its product gonadotropin-releasing hormone receptor. Gene Ontology annotation, cellular component: membrane. Bases 220 to 1428 code for a protein of 402 amino acids. The record is from RefSeq and is a predicted model, not a curated record. Gene Ontology annotation, molecular function: G protein-coupled receptor activity; peptide binding. Gene Ontology annotation, biological process: G protein-coupled receptor signaling pathway. The transcript has 2 exons. NCBI's taxonomy places the organism in Eukaryota, Metazoa, Arthropoda, Arachnida, Ixodida, Ixodidae.
GACACAUGGACUAUUCCAUCGUCUCCAAUAUCGGCGCUCUUAUCUCCCCAAAAGCGGCACCAUUUUGCCGUGAUGCAGUUCGCAGCCGAAUACAACAGCUCGAGGCACUCCGAACGCCCCUGUGGAGAACAUAGAACAAACCGUUUGCGUAACGUAGUUCAGUUAGACCGGCAGCUCUUCAGUAGAUGGAGGUAAACACGGAAUACCCGUCCAUCUGUGAUGACUGAAGCAGACGCCUUCGACGCGUCCACAGAAGACCCACCUCCCGGCCACGACACGGCGGACAACGUCACUGCGCUCCUAAACAACGUCACCGAUGCCGUGGCGACGGAAGAAGUGAUGGGACCUCGCUACCACAAGCGGGUCCGAAUAGGCAUCAUCAUCACCAUGAUCAUCCUGUCUGUAGUCGGCAACACCGUUGUCUGCUGCAACCUGCUCGUGAGGCAGCGCCGGCGGCGGGUGUCCAAGGCACGGGUGCUCUUCCUGAACCUGGCCGUUGCGGACCUGCUGGUGGCCUGCAUCACGAUGACGUCACAAGUUGUAUGGGAAGUGAUGGGCCGGCUGUGGAUCGCGGGAGACGCCUUCUGCCGCUUCUUCAAGUUCUUGCAGACCUUCGCACUUGUCUCGUCCACCUACAUGCUAGUGGCAAUCGCGAUAGACCGGUACAUCGCCAUCGCGACGCCGCUCGCACCGAGCACGGACCCGUGGAAGCUGGCUGCCCUGACGUGGUUGACGUCGUGCAUGCCCUCGCUGCCGAACGUUUACGUCUUCCACAGCGUCGAAGUGGCGCCCGGCAAGUGCUUCUGCGCGUCCAUCUUCUACGACCGCGACACGCCGCUCUACCACCGCCAGAUAUACAUGGGAUUCGUGUUCUUCACGGUGUUCGUCAUGCCGCUUGUGCUGCUCAUUGCGUUCCACGCGGGAAUACUGUGGGCCAUCUGGAAGCACAGUGCGACCAAUCGAAACAUGAGCCGGCAAACCACUUCGUCGCUGCCUCGAGCAAAGGUAAAGACGUUGAAGAUAACGGCCGUGGUUUUCGGCGCCUUCCUGGUGACGAACGUGCCGUACAUGGUGCAAGAGGCCAUCCUGGCCUUCGGCAACCCGGGUAUCCUGGACGCCAAUAUGGUGGCGCUCUUCGGCGUCAUCUCGGCUUCCAACAGUGCCAUCAACCCGUACAUCUUCCUCUACUUCCAGCGGCCACCCAGGGACGUUGACGACGGUGCCGGCUUUUGGCGGACUGCGGCUCGUAUAGUCCGCGAGUCGCUCACUUGCCGCCUUCUAACCCGUUCUCGCGCGGGCUCCCAGAUGUCCACCGAUCCGGAGGACGUUUGCCCCUCGAUGCGCCAGUCGAAGGCUUCUAUUAAGAGAAAUGGCAAACCGGCAGCCACAGACACACCGCCUAACAUGAAGAGUCGUUCCAUGUGCUAAGCGGAACAGAUUUACAGCGUCAUCUGUUCAUGGCGACAUUGGCGAGAAGUGUGAUUGUCGCAUGGACAGCGUACCGUUGAAGAAUCACGAGCUCUAAAGUUUAGGUACCAUACGGAACUGCGCUGUUUUCGGUCUAUCCGCACGCCUGGACCGAUCGGUCAGAACGUGAUCAGUGUGAGCAGUAUUGGAAGCGGCGCUGUGUGGUUUCCCACCGCAACGUUCUUGAGGAAAUACCAACUCCCGCAAGUGCGGCAAUCAACACACACUGGCUUCGUUGUUCAAAA